Molecule: messenger RNA, 2667 nt
Organism: Adineta steineri
Lineage: Eukaryota; Metazoa; Rotifera; Eurotatoria; Adinetida; Adinetidae
Source: the annotation of a GenBank genome assembly
AUGAUACUAUUUAUCGUUUGGUCUGCAUCUGCACAACAGUGUGAUCAACCGUUAAAAGCAGCACGAUUCGAUUGUCAUCCUGAACCAUCUGUAACAUCUGAAAAAUGUUUAGCUCGUAAAUGUUGCUGGCAACCACAAAUGCGAUCAAUGAUUCAGUUGUUCAAAAAUACUUCGAGCAAUUCUGCGGGUAUAAAUGUACCUUCAUGUUACUAUCCACGAGAUUUUCCAACAUAUCAGGUUAAAACGAAUGAACCAACUGCUUUUGGACAACGAUUAACAAUUAUUAAACAACAAUCAACUUAUAUGCCAAAUGAAAUUCUUAGUUUGACAGUUGAUCUGAUUUACGAGACAGCACAACGAUUUCGUUUACGAAUUUAUGAUUCAACAAAGAAACGUUUCGAAGUUCCACUUUCAGUACCUGUCAUUCAAACAAAAGUGAAUGUUACUGAUUACGACGUAUCGAUUAGUCAAAAACCUUUUGCUAUUCUUGUCAAACGAAAAUCUACCGGCAUAACAUUAUUCGAUUCAAGUGUAUCACCACUUAUUUAUGCUGAUCAAUUUAUUCGAUUUUCCAGUUAUCUAUCUAGUCCAUUUCUCUAUGGUCUUGGUGAACAUCGACAACCACUAUUGAUCAAUGUCACAAAUGAAUGGAGAAAACUAACAUUUUGGACUCGUGAUACUCCUCCAGUUCAAAAUAAUAAUCUAUAUGGCGUUCAUGCAUUUCAUAUAAAUCUGGAAAAGAAAAACAACACGCCAAAUAAUUUCCAUGGACAAUUUUUUCUUAAUUCCAAUGCAAUGGAUAUUGAUCUUCAACCAUUACCAGCUAUUACUUAUACAACUGUUGGAGGUAUUAUCGAUUUGUAUUUAUUCACGGGACCUACAGCACAAGAUGUUAUUCAACAAUAUUGGGAUGUCAUUGGAAAACCUACAAUGCCACCAUAUUGGUCUCUUGGUUUUCAUCUAUGUCGUUAUGCAUAUAAUAGUAUCGAUAAUUUACGAGCUGUUAUUAAACGAAUGCAUGAUGCUCAAUUUCCAUAUGAUGUUCAAUGGACAGAUAUUGAUGCAAUGUCAUCACAUCUUGAUUUUACCUAUGAUAAAACAACAUUUAAUGGUCUACCAGAUCUUGUUCGUUCAUUACAAUCUGAAGGUAAACAUUAUGUUAAUAUCAUUGAUCCAGGUAUUAGUUCAACUCAACCAUCUGGUUCUUAUGCACCAUAUGAUGAUGGUUUGAAAAGAGCAAUUUUCAUGACUAAAUUUAAUUCAACUGAACCAAUUAUUGGAAAGGUCUGGCCAGGUUUAACAGCAUUUCCAGAUUUUACUAAUGAAAACUCGAUUGAAUGGUGGACGAAUGUUGCUGCUACAUUUCAUGAUAUAAUUCCAUUUGAUGGUAUUUGGAUUGAUAUGAAUGAACCAUCAAAUUUUGUCGAUGGUUCUCAUAUUGGUUGUACAAAUAAUUCAUUGGAUAACCCUCCAUUUGUUCCACAUGUACUCGGCAAUACACUCUAUGCAUUUACAGUCUGUCCAUCAGCCCAACAGGCACUUUCCUCGCAUUAUAAUUUACAUAAUAUGUAUGGUUAUUUUGAAGCAAGAGCAACAAAUCUUGCAUUGAAAACAAUUCGUCAUAAACGACCAUUUGUUUUAUCUCGUUCAUCAUUUGCUGGCUCUGGGCAAUUUACUGCUCAUUGGACAGGUGAUAAUAACUCGACAUUUGAAGAUAUGUAUUUUUCAAUUCCAGCCAUUAUCAGUUUUAAUAUGUUCGGUAUACCAAAUACUGGUGCAGAUAUAUGUGGUUUUGGACUUGAUACAACUGAAGAAUUGUGUACAAGAUGGAUGCAAUUGGGUGCAUUCUAUCCGUUUAUGAGAAAUCAUAAUGCUGGCAAGGAUCAAGAUCCUGCUGUAUUCUCUUGGACAGCUCAACAAAUUAUGAAACAAGCAUUAUUAAUGCGAUAUUCAUUCAUACCAUUCUGGUAUACACUUCACCAUCAAGCAGCAAUGGCUUCGAAAACCCUAGUGCAACCACUUCAUUUUGAAUUUCCAGAUGAUGACAAUACCAUUGGUAUUGAUCAACAAUUUUUAAUUGGUCGUGCUAUACUUGUUUCACCAAAUCUUGUUUCAAAUACAACUGUAGUGCAUGCUUACAUUCCUCAAGAUGUUUGGUAUGAGUUUCCAUCAGGUAGUCAAGUAAAAGAUGUUGGUAUAUUUACUGAUCUUGAUGCUCCUUUGGAAAAGAUUAAUGUUCAUAUUCGAGGUAAUUUCAUUAUUCCAAUGCAAAUACCUGGAGAUAAUUUGAUGAUGGGUCGUGGAAAUCCUUUUACAUUACUUGUUGCUCAAUCAAUGUCAGGAAAUGCUACUGGAAAUCUAUUUUGGGAUGACGGUGAUUCCAUCGAUUCAAUCGAAACAAAAACUUAUAAUUACUUUGAAUUUUCAUGUAGUCUAAAUACAUUAACAAUGAAUGCAAUUGUUGCAAAUUAUAAAGAUUCACCAAUGCGUUUGGAACUCAUUCGAAUUCUUGGUGUUAGCAAAACAGUGAUGAGUGUGAAUGUGAAUGGAAAAGAACAUAAAGACUUCUAUUAUAAUAUACCUGAUCAAAUUUUAGUCGUACAUAGUCUUGAUAUGGAUAUGUUGGCACAAUCUAUUCAAAAGAUUGAAUGGACAACAGCACAUUAA